AUGAGCAAGGGUCUACCGCUGCCGCCGGGCUUCUUCCGCUGUCCACCGUUGCGUGACGCCGAGGUGCAGCACCUCCGGGCGAUCGCGGACGAAGCGUGCGCCGACACGGUUGCGAACGCGCUUGCGAUGGCCAAGCUGCCGCCCAAGAAGGUGGUAACCCACCCGCGCACCAAGCGCCAUGUCCAGCUGCAUCAUGGCCCGGACUUGCGCCAGCCCGAGCUCGACGGGAUCACGGGCGUGACGCGAAUUGCCACCAAUUACGACGAGCUCCAUGGUUUUUACCACCUCCAAACCGCCAAGCAAGUGCGAACGUACAGCAAGGUCGCGAGCCAAACGUUAUUGGACCGCGUGACGCUGUAUACGCUGGAGCGGUCGUCGUCGCCGUUUCGGGUCACAAGUAUUGUCUGGGCGGCGAUCGAGACCCCGAUCCUCAAGCUCUUGCCGGGGGCGAUCGCCAAGCGCGACACGUGCUACCUCGAGGUAUUACACUCUUGUCUGCUGUAUUUUUCGGACGAUUUUCCCGGGUUUUCAUUGAAACAUUGA
This is a messenger RNA of Saprolegnia parasitica CBS 223.65, 543 nucleotides long. RefSeq lists its product as hypothetical. The record is from RefSeq and is a predicted model, not a curated record. The transcript has 2 exons. Bases 1 to 543 code for a protein of 180 amino acids. Lineage: Eukaryota; Oomycota; Saprolegniomycetes; Saprolegniales; Saprolegniaceae.